AUGAGCCGAAAGCUCGCCCCCGAAGCCAAUCGGAUUCUCUUCGUCAAGAACCUCAAGUAUGUACCUGAAUUUCGCCGCUUUGCCCCGGCUAGCUUUCCCGGCGGAUCAGCCCUGCAACUCGUCAUUUACAAUCGCGAUCAAAUCGCUAACAUCUUAUUCAACAGCUACAACGUAACAGCUGAGCAACUGUUCGACUUGUUUGGGAAAUUCGGCCCCAUUCGGCAAAUUCGCCAGGGUAUCGCCAAUACCUCCAAAGGAACCGCAUUUGUUGUCUACGAAGACGUUCACGACGCCAAGCAGGCAUGCGAUAAGCUCAAUGGUUUCAACUUCCAGAACAGAUACUUGGUCGUCUUGUAUCAUCAGCCAGAGAAGAUGGUCCGUACGAAAGAGGACAUUACGGAAAGGCAGGAGAAUUUAGAACGGCUCAAACAGCAACACGGGAUAGAAUGA
Molecule: messenger RNA, 450 nt
Organism: Penicillium griseofulvum
Lineage: Eukaryota; Fungi; Ascomycota; Eurotiomycetes; Eurotiales; Aspergillaceae
Product: putative pre-mRNA branch site protein p14
Exons: 4
Coding region: 1-450 (149 amino acids)
Biological process (GO): mRNA splicing, via spliceosome
Cellular component (GO): catalytic step 2 spliceosome; U2 snRNP; precatalytic spliceosome
Molecular function (GO): RNA binding
Source: RefSeq, a predicted model, not a curated record